This is a messenger RNA of Linnemannia hyalina, 660 nucleotides long. The record is from the annotation of a GenBank genome assembly. NCBI's taxonomy places the organism in Eukaryota, Fungi, Mortierellomycota, Mortierellomycetes, Mortierellales, Mortierellaceae.
AUGUCACACUUCAAGUACGGCUACGCAAUGAGCGAUGUCCCAGGCGACAAGAGGAUCAUCACCCCUCCAAUGCUCGGCAACAAGAUCUCCCUCUCCCUCGGCCACACCUCCACCUUCGUCUUCAUUGGAACCAAGGCAGAAAUCCUCGAAUGGUUCAAGACCGUCGGUCCUUCCAAAACCGUCCAAGCCGUCCUCUUCUACGACCGCCCCGCAUCCGACCCCUUGUCCCCAAAAGUCGACCUCGUUUUCGACCUCACCCCAUACCCAAACCCUGACCUCACCUGGGUUCAGUACUACCAAUCCUUUUACCGGUCUGAUCCUACACUGGAAGUCUACAGGUUGGAGAUUCGACCUGAGCAGUCGAAAUAUGACGCAGAGUUGGAGCCGCUUUACAGGAUGUAUGCGAAGAAUGGGGUGAACUUGGGCGAUAUGGCGACGGCGUUGGAGAAGAAGUGGUCGCAGCCUCCGACCAAGAACUAUCUGGAUAUGGUCAAGGAGGUCUUUAUGGAGCGCGAUGAGGCGGAUGAGCAUGCACAGGAAGUUGCAGAGGAGACUAAGAAGAGGGAUGAAGCUGCUCAGGAUGUUGACCUGGAGGACAUUGUUGUCAGUGCGCCCUCUGAUGUCAUUGGUGCCGUCCACCUGGCGACUAUCCGGCGCUAA